Arabis nemorensis is the source of this 234-nucleotide messenger RNA. The record is from the annotation of a GenBank genome assembly. NCBI's taxonomy places the organism in Eukaryota, Viridiplantae, Streptophyta, Magnoliopsida, Brassicales, Brassicaceae.
AUGAGUACAAUACAUUUGGGGAUGAAGAGGAGUACACAGGCUUCGUUGUGGCUCAUGAAAUGCCUUUGUGAGGCUUGUAACAAGAUCUACAGAAACGGUUCAAGUCAUCCACAUGACCCGCCUCCUCCAGGGUUCUUCAUAAAGGAGGAGACCCUUGAUGUGAUUAUGUCGCGACGAAUGCUCGAAAUGGCCAACAUCAAUGCUCUCCGAGAAGUACAAGGAGAAGUAAAUUAA